Messenger RNA from Chelonia mydas (Green sea turtle), 12201 nucleotides. It is a transcript of the gene MDM2, whose product is annotated as MDM2 proto-oncogene. Gene Ontology annotation, biological process: regulation of cell cycle; negative regulation of apoptotic process. The coding region runs from base 153 to 1619 and encodes 488 amino acids. Gene Ontology annotation, cellular component: nucleus. NCBI's taxonomy places the organism in Eukaryota, Metazoa, Chordata, Testudines, Cheloniidae. The transcript has 11 exons. Gene Ontology annotation, molecular function: ubiquitin protein ligase activity; identical protein binding. The record is from RefSeq and is a predicted model, not a curated record.
UCAGACAUGCCGGGCCGCGGCCAGCGGAGGAGCUAAGCCCCGACUUGCCUUCGUCUGGCGACGCUAUUUAAAGGCGGCCCGGCCCCGCCGCUUCAUGCCAGUGCAGCGCUUCAGCUCCGCCGCGUGUGCGCCCGCCAGAAGCGCCCAGGCAAAUGUGCAACACCAAGAUGUCAGCGGGGUCGGACGACCGCCUCGGCGCCUCUUCCAUUCCCCACGCCGAGCAAGAGGCGCUGGUUAAACCGAAGCCACUAUUGUUGAAGUUGUUAAACUGUGCUGGUGCCCAAAAAGACACUUUUACAAUGAAGGAGGUAAUAUUCUAUCUUGGCCAAUAUAUUAUGUCUAAACAAUUAUAUGAUGAAAAACAGCAGCAUAUUGUCCACUGUGCAGAUGAUCUUCUUGGAGAUCUAUUUGGGGUACCAAGCUUUUCUGUAAAAGAACACAGGAAAGUAUACUCAAUGAUUUCCAGAAACUUGAUAGCAGUUAGUCAACAAGAGUCUAUGGAAGCAAACGUAUCUGAGAAUGAGACCAGGUGCCAACUUGAAAAAGGCAAUGUUCUAAAGGAAUCCAUGCAAGAGUUAGUUGACGAAAAACAGACAUCCCCAAAUUUGACUGCUAGACCAACUACCUCUUCUAGGAGGAUGCUUAGUGAAUCUGAAGAAAAUUCUUCAGAUGAACAACCUAGUGAAAGAAGAAAACGGCAUAAGUCAGACAGCAUUUCGCUCACAUUUGAUGAAAGCCUUUCUUGGUGUGUUGUAAGUGGACUAUGCUGCGAAGGAAGCAACAGCAGCGACUCAAUAGACUCUGCAAGUCCUGAUCUUCAUGCCAGUUCAUUAAGCGAAAACUCUGAUUGGUUUGACCAGAGUUCUGUUUCAGACCAGUUCAGUGUUGAGUUUGAAGUUGAGUCCAUUUAUUCAGAAGAUUAUAGCCAUAAUGAAGAAGGACAAGAGCUCACAGAUGAAGAUGAUGAGGUAUAUCAGGUGACGAUAUAUCAGACUGAAGAGAGUGAUGCUGAUUCAUUCGAUGAAGAUCCUGAAAUAUCACUAGCUGAUUAUUGGAAGUGCACUAAAUGCAAUGAAAUGAACCCUCCCCUUCCGCGGCAUUGCCCCAGAUGCUGGGCUCUUCGUGAGGACUGGCUUCCUGAUGAAAAGAAUGACGACAAAUCUGAAAAGCGAAAAUUGGAAAGUUCCACACAGCUAGAGCAUGAAGAGGGUUUUGAUGUUCCCGACUGUAAGAAAGUGAAAAUGAAUGAAGAUAAAGAACUAAGUGUUGAAGAAAGUGAGGAUACAACAGCACAAACUUCUGAAUCCCAGGAAAGUGAGGAAUACUCUCAGCCAUCUACAUCUAGCAAUAUCUUUUGUAGCAGCCAAGAGGAUUGCAAAGAACCUGAGAAAAAAGAGUCAGAAGACAAAGAGGAAAGUAUGGAAUGCAGUCUACCCCUUUCUAGCAUAGAGCCCUGUGUCAUAUGUCAGAGCAGACCUAAAAAUGGCUGUAUAGUUCAUGGCAAGACAGGACAUCUUAUGUCAUGUUUUACUUGUGCAAGGAAACUGAAAAAGCGGAAUAAACCCUGUCCAGUCUGUAGACAGCCAAUUCAGAUGAUUGUGCUAACUUAUUUUAGUUAGAAGGAACUUCAGCAUAACUGUGCAACAAAGUUUCAACAGACCUUCCAUACAAAUUUCCAUAGACUCUUACAAUUAAGAGAGUAAGAAACUAUUUUUGUAUGUUUAACUAAAAACAUAUUUUGGUUGAUUUUUCUUUCUUUUGAUUUUAAUGAAAAGUUGAUGUCUUCAUUAGGCAUUUGGGGAGAUUUUAAAGUACCCAAAUUCCUGAAACUUAUUUCUAUGUUAGGGGAUCUGACACAACAAGAAUUACACAUCACAAGCAGAUCAGUAAUGACUCUUGUACAACUGAAUAGAAUGUCCAUUUUAAAAUAAUGAAUUUAAUGCUUUUGAGAAAUGAGAGAGUUCUCAAGUUUCAUUAUUGUGAAAAUCAAUUUUCUUUUCCUCGGUAAGAAUGAAUAGAUUUCAUAAUUUCAACCUUCCCAUCUUUCUACAAAUUCCGGUAUUUGUUCCUUAGUCAAGUUAUUGGGGAAAAUCAGAACUUCUUAAGAAAUCCCUAGGAAAAUUCCUAUUUUGAAAAAUAAAAUUUUGACUUGGUCAUUGCUGAGAAUUCAAUUUAUUUAUCAAAGUAGGUAAAUUGGGGGAAAUACUUCUGAGACCGCUUCAGAUCACCAGAAGAUGUGAAAGUUAGUAAAGAAUUAGAGUAAUUAAUUUAGACCAAAAAUUGGAAUGAGCGAAGAAUGAAAUUAGGGUAGAGACUAGCCUUUUAUUUCAGUAAAAUGCAAGUAUACGUUUCAGGUGCUAUAAAAAUGAUUACUACUGAUAAGUAAUUGAUUUGAAUUCAGCUUUGAUUGGUAGUAACCAAAGAUGUUUGUCACAUCACUCCUGUGAAAUGAUUUUGAGACCUGUUUCAUAUGAUUUGGUAGUCUGUCCUGUUGCUAAUAGAUAAGUAACCACAUCUGAGUUUGGCACAUUUGACUGGCCCAGCAGAGGGGGCCAAAGACUCAAUGGACGUGGUGACUUUAAAAAAAACAAAACAAAAAACCAUGUUCGCUAUGAAAACACAUUAGUGGAGCAGUGUUGGGGAAGUUUAUACUUCUACUGUACCUGUGUCCAGUGUUGUCAGUGUACCACAUUUCAUGAGCAUUACGUUCACUUAAAUAAGACCAAAUAUACCAAACCCUUCAGAGAGAGCAAAAGCAGCAUGGUGAUAUUUUGCAUAAGGGUGGUUUUUUAGUUCAGUAGUUUUUUUUAAUUGAAUCUGUGAUUCUCUGUUUUUGUCAGGGUUUUUCUGAAUAUUGAAGAGUUGUGAGGUGGUAGAUUGGCCGGUUAUAUACUGAAAUCAGACUUUAAUAUAAAAUGUUGAUCAAAAUUUUGAUAUUACCUUUUUGGACAAAAAUGAAAAAUCUGUAAAAUUAAAUAUCAUUAAAACUAGUGUGUCCAGUUCCUUGGUAACUCUUUUCAGUAAUGAAUUUUAAAAAAAUCUCACCAUACUUGCCCUCUCCUCCACCCUCCCACCCUUCCCAAAUUCUCUGUCUUGUGAAAUUUCUCUGUACUUUUUAUGUUGCUGAAUAUUUUGUGUGUUUGUGGUGAAUUCCAAGAAUGCAGUGAAAGUGUGUAUUUACAUAGAAUUUUUUUAAAAAUGCUGUUAAGUUACUCAGUUGAACUGGUAUUUUGAGGAUAAAAAUAUAAGGUUUUGGAUCAUUUUGACGAGACUAUUGUGCAAAAAUGUGGCUUUCUUCUCUUGCUUAAUGAGGUCCUCUUGCAGAGUGUAAUAUUGAGAAGAGACAUGCAGAUUUUGGGGCUUUCUGAUUUCAAGGGCAGCAUUCCAAAGUAGUUUAACCAAUAAAGAAUGGUGAAAACGGGAGAACCGUUCAUUUAGUGACUUCAGAUACUGAGGCCCGGUGUAAACAAAAGUUAUACGAUUUUCAAUAUAUCAGUUGUCAUUUUAGCAUACGUGCAAAGUGCCUCAUGCGGCAAGUGACCAGGAUUCAUCACCGAAUUUGGUCUGCUGGUUGGAUCAUUGGCUUUCCCAGUUUGGGCCGGGUAUUGAUGGGGAAUGCAACAUGAAUGCUAAUCGUUGGUUAAGGGGUACAUCUCCUCUAAGUUGGACACAGCUAUACCAGUAUAAUUAUACUUAUAGCAUUAUAAAUUAUUUGUUAUAAAUUAUUUCCUCAUGGGAAUGGGUAUAACUCUGUCUGCAGUAGGGGCUGUACUGCUAUAGCUGUUCUGGUAAAAGAUCACAUCCCUAACUGUAAUAGUUAUACUGGUAUGUGUAGACCAGGCCUGAGAGACACUAAAGACAGGGAUAUAGAAAAGCAGAUUACAGAGCAAUUAACAGAACCAGAAAUUAUACAGUCAAAUCUUACUAAACCGCACAAUAAGUAUUCUUCUAUCCUCACUUCUGAAAAAAGAUUGAAUUGCCAAGGACUGCAGUGAGGUUUCAUUUUACUAAGACUUACUUAUUUUUACAUUUUUGUAGUAUUUUUUGAAUUAUGGACAUAAAUAACUCCAUAUUGUACUAUUGCAAAUAAGUGAACAAAACAAUUUUUUGUGGCGUUUUCCUUUUUAAAUUUUGAUCACUUACAGAUUCUUAAAUUUCAGCAGUUUGCUAGCUGGAAGGAUAAAGUUAGUCUCUAAUAAAACUGUCUGGGCAUAUAGUCUCUUCAGCUUUGUCCCUUCUCUUAGGCCUGGCCCACACGGGGGAGAGGGUGUGGGAGGGGGGAAUUGAUCUAAGUUACGCAACUUCAGCUACGUGAAUAACAUUGCUGAAGUCAAUGUACUUAGAUCUCACUGUGGUGUCUUCGCUGCGGUGAGUCGAUCGCUGAUGUUCCCCCGUCAACUCUGCCUGCUCCUCUCGCUCCAGUGGAUACUAGAGUCAACGGGAGAGCGCUCGCCGGUUGAUUUAUCGUAUCUAGAGUAGACAUGAUAAAUCGACCCCUGCUGGAUUGAUCGCUGCCUGUCAAUCCUGCUCCUGCGGGUACUGUAGACACUCCCUUAGUCACUUGGGGAGCAACACCAUGAAUGCUCUUACAAGAGAGCAGCCUGGCUCCCUUCCUCCAAAAGGAUUUGGUUGCCCCUCUCUCAUGUACAGCCUUUUCUAAUCAAUGUGUAUUGGAAAGAAGGGCCCAGACAUUUCAAUAGGGAUGGAGUAACCUAUAGAAUUUUGGAAUAGGCUAUAGCGAUGGUGGCAGGAUUUCUGUGGUGCUGCUUCUGUCACAAUACAGAAACACCAUUCCAUCUUCAGGCAGAUGCUUCUUUGUAGUUGAGAGUUAUUUUUAAACCUACAGAACUUCUUUUUGUAAAGCAUCUCCUUGCACAGCGGCCGCUUAUUACGGUAAAAAGAAAGGAGGACUUGUGGCACCUUAGAUCCGAUGAAGUGAGCUGUAGAUCACAAAAGCUUAUGCUCAAGUACAUUUGUUAGUCUCUAAGGUGCCACAAGUCCUCCUUGUCGUGAAUACGGACUAACACGGCUGCUACUCUGAAACCUGUUGUUAUUAUGGUAUGUUACUUCAUAAAUAUAACUAUGAUAAAACUUGCAGACAACUUCUGUUUUGGAUGCGGGAGAUCAGAACCAAACAGGAAAGUGAUCUGGGGGCUGUUAAGAGUAGUGGGGGCUGUAGAGAAUAAGGAAACAUCAAUGUAAAGUCAUAUGUUCAGAAAGAGGCAGUAAAUACUGUUGCUACUAAGGGUUUUAACUCUCUCUCUCUCUCUCUCUGUCUCUCUCUCUCUCUCAUACAAUUUGCAUCAUAACAAAAUACUGCCGCCUCUUCCUAGAGAAUUGCCCCUCUAGUUAGCACAGUGGGUAUCUAUUUUUCAUCAUUCCCUGCUUUGGAGAACGUCGAUUAUAUAAUUUCCUUUUAUAAAAAAUAUUUUUUCCCCCCCUUAGAGUAGGGUACCCUUUGCUUAGUUGUCAAGUUUAGCAAAGGAAUAAAACAAAUAAGCAGUCCACAAAGUUGGAUUCCUAGUGUAGGCUAUUCUGUGUAACCCUUGGAAUGCUAGGAACCUGCCCAUAGCCAAAUUGAUUUUGUAAUAGUAUGACUAGGAAAUCUUCUGACAGUUAAAGGAUAAAGAAUUUUUUUGUACAAAUUGUGGAAAUGGGCCGGUAAAAUCUUUUCCCCUCCUCACAGCACUGUGGAACUGGAUAUGUCAGGGCUUCCAUGUCCUUGGGCAGACUUCUGUGUCAUGGAAAAUCAAUAUAUUUCUGUCAGAAUUAGGUCUUCCAGGAGUACUGUGUGCAUUCUUGAGUGCUGCAUAUGAAGUACUUUAUCACCAAAAAAAAUUUAUAAAUUUUCCUCGUAUUGUAAAAAACCAAGCUUUACCCCAAAAUAUAUGCUAUUUACGUAAAAGCAAAGACACUCCUACGACGUGGCAGCUGUCCUAAGAAACCAAGUUAUCAGGGUUUCCUAUCAUAUCCUCUCAACAUUCUAAUCUUGUGAGGCUUUCUUUCAAGAUUCAGAGAUUGAAAAGAAAGUAGAGAAGUUACCAUGUACCCGAAUGAAAAUUUUCAAGUACUUUUCCAGUACUUUGCUAAUAAGUCUGAGAAUGGCAUUCAUAAACAUGUCUUAAAAAUAAAUUGGAGCACCUCAGCAAUCCUAUCAAAUGGCAAUUUUCUAUAUUGAAGUCCCAAGUUGAAGUCUGCACCCGACUCAGUUUUUCACAUGUAUCUGACCCAUAUGUUGAGGACCAAGAGUUCAUCAUGAAUUGUACUCCAGUUUUUCUAAAACUAGGCAAAUUAAACCCAAAGCAGGGUUAAUGGUGAGCAACCUUCAGUACAUCUCCCUGUCUUAUUUACCUUUAUUACUUUAUUUUGUGCAGUAAUCAAUGCAAAACAAAGUUCACAGGCAUAUUACUCGUAUGUUGAGCUCUCUGAAAUUCUACUUAUUUAAUAUCAGGUUAGUUUUAAGUCUUAAUUUAUCACUUGUAAAUAUUCUUGUAUUUUUGGAGACUUAGCAAUGUUUGCCAGUUUUAAUUUAUUGAGUGGGUGGGGGGUGGACAGGAGGAGAGACAAGGUGGGUGAAGUAAUAUCUUUUAUUGGACAAAACUUCUGUUGGGGUGAGACAAGCUUUCGAGUUUUUCUUCAGGUCCGAGACAGGUACUCCUAGCAUCACAGCUAAAUGAAAGCUGGAACAGAUUGUUUAGAGUAAGUAGUUAGAACAUAUUCUAAUCUAAGGGACCAUUCAAGGUAGAGUGGUCUGUUUAACACCUCUGCAGUCAUAAGUCAAAAAGAGGGAGUUAGUGGAUUGCAGAUGAUUGUAAUGAACCAUAAAUCCAGUGUCUGUUCAGGCCAGGAAUUUUAGUGUCUACCAGAGUUGUAAAUUUAAGCUUCCAAGCUUAUCUUUUGAAAAUGUUGUUCAGGUUUCCUUUGAGGAGGAUGAGGAGUGAUACAUCAGAUAUAAUGUGAUCACUUUGUGAAAAGUGUUCAGGCACAGGUGAUUGGGUGUUUGGUUUUUUUUAUCAUUUUUGUGUGUGAAUUCAUUUGAGAACCUAACGGUUGUCUGGUUUCACCCACACAGUUGUUGGGGCAUUUAGACACCUGUAAGGUAAGUUUUAACAUUUAGAUAAAAAGAGAAUAUUUUUAAGUGUAGUUGCAUUUUAAAAGAGCAGAGAUCUUGUGAUGAUGGAGUGGGGCAGAAGCACAGGAAGGUUUAUAGGAAAGCCAUGAGAUUGGAGUUUUCUCUUUCCCCUCUCAAUGAAAUUUGCAAGCUAAAACUACAAAAAGUAGUAAACAAAAAAGAAGUAGAGAGAAGGUAGCUGAGAGUUAUCUGAAAAUUCUAAAGGUGCCUGUGGUGGGGUGGUUACCCUGCUGUGCCUCGAAGGGCUUAAAACAGCCCUAAGAGAGGGCUAUAGCUGGAGGAAAGUUAGGCUGGUUGGGGGAAGUAGCCACAGGUGGGGCCAUGCCCGAAUCAGGCCACAGCUGGUCCUAUAAGAGGGCUGUUAGCCAGGAGCUGAGACAGACGCUCUCUCUAGCUACAUGGAGAGAGGAGGACCUGGCUGCCUAGGAAGCUGAGGAGGGUACCUAGCAGUGCUGGGGAAGGGCAGAGGGAGCUGGGGAGCUCCAGCCUAGCAGAGUCCCACGCUGCAGGCCAAGGUAAAGGCCCACGAAAGGGUACUAAGGCUGCAGAGGAGCAGCCCAGACCUAGACAGAGGCAGCUGGUCCGACCCCCCUUGCCGAUGAUGAGUGGUACAGACUACAGUCUGCCCCAGGAGCGGGGGCUAGAUGAUGACUGACAGUAGCCAGGGGGCAGAACCCUAAUCUAGAAGGGCACCAGGGUCCGGGAGGGGCAGGGUCCAGCAGCAGGCGAGACACCGACUGGCAGAGGGCGCUCCUGGCUGAAAAGAGCUAAUUCCCUGGACAACCAGCAGGAGGCACUGCAGCGGUGAGUCGUUGCCCCUUGACAGUGCUGUAGUAGGAAAAAGUCCUUCAGCAGCAACACUUUUCACAGCUAGAGUGCUAUUGAAUCUCUGGCUGCAGCCCAGGGGUUCAGGAUUAGUUCUUUGUGCUGGUCAUAUUGGCGUUUAUUCAGUAGAGGGACUAGCUGCAUGACCAGAGGCCCUAAGAGAAAUUAUAUUUGUUUAUGGAUUCAGUUUGGCUGUGAAUAAGGAACCCACAAAGGUGAAUGACUGGAUGGGUGACCUAGAUCAGUGGUUCUCAAUCAGGGGUCUUCGAGCAGGUUUCAGGGAGUCUGCCAAGCAGGGCAGGCGUUAGACACACUGGGGCCCAAGGCAGAAAGCUGAAGGCCUGAGCAAUUUACUAUACGGGGCCCUCUGUGGCUUCGGGCCUGGGCAGUUGCCCUGCUUGCUACCUUCUAACGCCAGCUCUGGCUUUUAUAUGCAGAAAAACAGUUGUGGAACAGGUGGGUCAUGGAGUUUUUAUAGCAUGUUGCAGGGAGCCUCAGAAAGGAAAAGGCUGAGAACCUCUGACCUAGACAUGAAUUAAAUCUUUAAGACUGCAGAGUUUUCAAUAAUGGUCUUAUAUUCCUUCAUAGACUUGACUUCUGUGCAUUCAAAGCAUAUAGGAAUCAAGUACCAUUGGUACAGUGAUUUGAAAUUAUUCUUACAGUACAACAAACAAAAGAGGUCUUCCAUACCAAUUUCCAUGUUUUAGUUUGUGUUCUUGGAGUUUUAGGGCCUAUGGUAUCUGUGAUAACGAGAACACUGAUGGAAUCGCAGAAUUAAAACAAUAACACAGAAUCUAGGGUCGCAGAAGCAGGUGGGCAGAGUGGGCUACAUGGCUGAGCUAUGUGCAGCUGCUGGAGGUAAGAGCAGUGGGGAGAAGGGCAUGGGGGGCAAGGGAUUCAUGGGGAGGAGGUGCAGGGGGUUAGGGACACAAGGGUGUGCAAGAGUUAGGGGAGAAGAGCCAGCAUCAGGGAUUUAAGGGCAACUUCUGGGAAUUCAGUUCCUUGCUGUGUCAGUUUCAUGUUGGGAGUUGCAGACUCCAGCCAUGCAACAAAACAUUGAUCAGUACAGCGAGCUACCACCUCUCACCUCCCUUAACCAGGAGCGUGUGAACAAUAGUUGUUGUUUCUGCACAGUACUCAGAAUGACCCCAUCUCAGGUCCACUGGAUCUUUGCACUUAUUGGAAGAUUAUGAUUGUGCCUAAAGUAGCAGAGGUUGCCCUACCUUACAUCUUCCCUGUAAGCUCUGUAAAGACAGAGAGAAGCUUUAGGGAAAUAUAAAAAUCUAUUUACAGCCAAGAGGGAAUCACUUUCUGACAAAAAUACUAAAAGGCAUAUUGUACCACAAUGCAGAUGUCUGCCAGAGAUGGCAAAAAUAAUAUUUAAGCAUCAGUUUGUAAUGCUCCUCAGCAAUAAACAGUUGAUUUGAUAUUUUGAAAUGAUUUAAUCAAAUUUGAAAUGAAGCAUUCCUUCAGACUAUAGGAAGCUUUAAAGUACUUACAUUAAUUUAAAAUGGCAACAAUGACUGCUGCAAGGAUAAAUUGUUUUGAGUGCAUUUUUUUUAUUUUUUAAUUAUUCAAAUCUGAAUUCAGGUAAAUUGACACGGUAAGAAGCUCUUUCUUCUGGUGACUUGUGUUAUUGUUCAGCAAAGUAAUUUUGGUCAUAUUACUGAGUGCUACUUUAAGAAGUGUUUUAAAAUGUGUUACUUUUACUAUGUACUGUGUAUCUGCAGGAUGUUUUGUUAUAGGAUUUUUUGGUAAAAUCAGUUUUUUUUCCCAUUGCAAUCCAAUUCUGAACAUUUUAAUGAAUUUAUAGAAAGGCUAUUUAAUUGUCAAUGUGCAUCAAACAAUUUUGAUUAAAAACAUAGAUGGAAUUAUUUUUUUAAAAAAUGAAAUAAAUAAAUCCAAAGAUCCACAAUAAUAAAACUGAUUUCAGAGGGCCCUAGAUGUUUUAGGUAUUUCAUUAGCAUCGUUCCUGUGUCAGUUCUAAAUUCAUCUCUUUAGAAGAGUGUGCCUGGUUCAAAAUUAGUACUAUCCAAGACAUCAACAAAAAUUGCUUUUAUGUUUCAGAUUUCAAGUCUUCAUAACAUACUUUAAGAUAAAGUAUAGAUACUAUGAUUUCCAAAAUUUAAGUAAGUCUUAAGUUAUUUGUGAAUGGAUUAGAGAGAAGGGGAAAUUUUCUUGUUUGUGAAUAUCUACUGGUGUUAUCCUAUAAAAGUCUCAGAGUCAAAACAAAGUUUAGCAGUAGCCAACUUACUGGUUAGAUAUUUAAGCACUAUUGAUACUGCAGGGCUUAUUUCAAUUAAGUGCUAUCAACUAAUGCAUAUUAGCACUUUUAAAUAAAGAUUCCAAUUAAAUUUGGAAAAACCAUCAUAUGUAUUCAAGAGGAUCUGGAUAUCAGGUUUGAUUAUCUAGCUGAUUUAGAAAGGGUAACAGCUACAUAAAACUAAAUCUAUUUAUCGAAGGUAUUAAAAUUGAAUAGCAAUGUUGUCUGUAGAUCAUUGUAUUAUCAUUAUUUCAUUUGCUAGAAAGUGGUGGUUAAAUGUGGUGAUGUCUCCAAAGCGCUCUAUGUGAGCACAAAGUUUAAUGCAAAAUUUAGUCGCCUGACUCCUUUAUAUAAAAAAAAAUCCUAAACAAAAACUAUUAAUUUCCCCACGCUUUUGCAAGUGUUCCCCUGUACUUUUGAACAUCCGUGGAAACAGUUUUUAAACAAACAAAAACCCUUGCAUUGUUUUCAACUGCUAUAAACCAGCAUGGUAUGAUUGUAUCAGAACCGGAAAGUGAAAUGAUUAGACGAAGUGGUGACUUGUCCAAGAUGAGAGAUGAACAAAUGAAAAGUAAAUUCGUUGUUUCCAUUUUAGUAAUCUAAGAGGCUGUUGGGUAAGAAGGGUACUCGUGGACGGUGGGUAUAAUAGGCCAAGGGAGGCUUAAGUUUCCCCAAACAGGCUGCGCUGCUGCUGAAAGGGUGCCUGGGCCAUGCCCCGGCCCGCACUUCACCUUGAGGCCCUGCUCCUGUGUCUCGCUCUUUCCCUGUGGUCCUGCCCAUGCUGCCUCUUCCCCUGAGGCCCCCGGCCUCUCAUGCCUCUUAACCUCCUCCCCCAUGGUUCCUACCGCUUGCGGUCUCUUCGCUCUGAGAGGCAUGAGCGGCGCAGGAAGGGGAGCCCUUUGGAGAAGGGGGCAGAGAAGCACAGGCAGUGGGCAGGGGAACGAGUGGGGGGCAGGCUUUGGGAUGGAGCAGGGGGCAGGGCCAUGGUCCUGGCACCGGUGGCCCUCCCACCCUUCUAGGGAGCUUCCCGCGCUCGGUCCAAGCCUAUGAGGUUACUUUAGAGUCGCGUCGUCCAUGAGGUUACUUUAGAGUAAUUUUUUUAUGUGACAGUGGCUUUUAAACCAGUUUAAAAAACAGUUUAACAACUAAUUAGCUUGAACCAUGUGUGUAUUGCUGAACAGCUGUGUCUGACCUCUUUACAACUGAGCAACAAAUAUAGAGUUAUGUAGAAAAAUGGGGGGCAGGGGGAGAGAGGCAACCUAUCUACUUGGUUACUACUUCUAAGUGACCUAUAUUAUUUUACUCAAUAGCACUAACACUAUAAAAAUUCCAAGUGAUUGAAUCUUUGUAGUAUAUUGUAAAUGUUAAUAUUUAUUAGCAAUACUUUAGAAAUCUGGUAUAUUUCCCCUUGGUCUUUGUAAAUAUUGCCCUUAAGUUAAAAAGUGGUGGUUUUUUUUUUUAAAAGGACAAACUGUUUGCAAACUGAAUUAUACAAUGGACAGCAUGGUGGAUUAAAUAAAUCCUGAAAGUAUUUGCUCCGUCCUGCAGUUUUUCUGCAUGCAGAAUUCCUUUGGUCUUUGAGAAUGUAUAUGGAUUACAGGAUUGUGCCCUUGCUCAUUUAAAAUAAGACCACCCUGCUUUGCAGUGAUUUCAAACAGCUGUGCAAUAUAGACACCACUCAUAGAUGCAUCAAUAUUUUAAUGGCUUAAAAUUUUAAUCAAAAUAUUUUGAGAGGAUUUGUAAUAGCAAAUAUCAGUACUAUCCAUCAGUGUCCAUUAAAAUUAAAUAGCAUUAAAAAAGUGCACGUACUACAGUUUUCUUUAAAAGAAACAAAUUUUUCAUUGCUGGAAAAAAUAUGCAGGAUAUAUUAAAAUUGUUUUAGUGUCUUUUGUUGUACGAAAUCACAACUCUUAAGGAACUCAAGGUUUUAUUUUCUGUUUAUAAAAUAGAGCACAUGUAAUAAAGAAUCUUUUGAAAUCCC